AUGCCACUGAUUCCAGCACCUCCACCAGCAAGAUAUACUUAUUUAAUUUCUCGACGUGGUGACCUUGCACUCUCAAUCAUAGCAGGAUCACUUGCAUUCUACUUUACCGGGCCAUCAGGUUAUUCAGAAACCAAAAACCCAGAAAAAAGUUUAUUGAAACUAGUUCAAAGACGAUUUAAAAAAAUAUCAAGUGUUGAAAUUAAUAUUCUUGUGAGGCAAAUAUCUUCUCACGUUCCCAUAGAAGGCACAUUCGCGCCUGAUCCACACCCACCCUCCUGUCAUUGUCGCAGUGGUCUCACAAGUCUCGCUUAA
Molecule: messenger RNA, 312 nt
Organism: Scutellospora calospora
Lineage: Eukaryota; Fungi; Glomeromycota; Glomeromycetes; Diversisporales; Gigasporaceae
Source: the annotation of a GenBank genome assembly